Molecule: messenger RNA, 1138 nt
Organism: Centrocercus urophasianus (Greater sage-grouse)
Lineage: Eukaryota; Metazoa; Chordata; Aves; Galliformes; Phasianidae
Product: 5-formyltetrahydrofolate cyclo-ligase-like
Exons: 3
Coding region: 206-640 (144 amino acids)
Biological process (GO): folic acid-containing compound biosynthetic process; tetrahydrofolate interconversion
Cellular component (GO): mitochondrion
Molecular function (GO): 5-formyltetrahydrofolate cyclo-ligase activity
Source: RefSeq, a predicted model, not a curated record
GUAGAACAAUUAUAAAUCCCAUUUAAUUCACAAGGGACCCAUUUGUAUUUGUUUUGUAAUGAACUAGAAAAGGAGAAGAUAGGCCUUUAAAAAAAAUCCUCACAAAUCAUAAUACGGGAUUUAAUCUGGAAUUGGGCAGAGACACAGCAAGGUGAUUGGGCAUUCCAAGUACCAAGAAUCCAAAAGAAUUGCAAUCUUUCUGAGCAUGCCAGAUGAAAUCCAGACAGAAGAAAUCAUCAAGGACAUUUUUAAGCAAGGCAAAGAGUGUUUCAUCCCACGUUACAAACCUCACAGCAAUCACAUGGACAUGCUGAAGUUGUCGUCAGCUGAAGACAUGGCUUCACUCACUUUGACAUCCUGGAAUAUUCUUCAGCCCAGUGAUGGUGACAGCACAAGAGAGGAAGCUCUUGCUGGCGGCGGUCUUGACCUUAUCUUCAUGCCAGGCCUAGGGUUUGACAAAAAAGGCAACAGAUUGGGAAGAGGGAAAGGAUAUUAUGAUACCUAUCUUGGAAGAUGUAUGAAACAUCCCAGUGGAAAGCCUUACACGAUUGCCUUGGCAUUUAGGGAACAGAUUUGUGAAUCUGUACCUGUGACAGAAAAUGAUGUCCAAGUAGAUGAAAUCCUUUAUGAAGACUGCUAGAAGUGCCUUGGUACCAUCCUGCCUUCAGAGUGACCAACCAAAGACUACAUGUCCAUCAGUCAGAACUUUGCUAAUAGUCAUGCAUGAUGCUGGGGCAUAUUUGCCUCUGAGCUGCAAGAACAACAACAACAACAAAAUACAGCGAUGUAAAUGUGGUAAUGGUAAUGCAAAUUGCAUUGAUUUGUUUCUAAUUAACGAAUACCUGUAGUGCAUUCUUAUUCUGGAACCGAUAGAAAUAAGAGUAUGCGACUCUUUAGUAACUAGGAGUCAUUUCUUGUCAUAAUAAUUGUGAGGAACAAGCUACGUGGCACUCACAGUUUUAUUAUUCCAGUUUCCAAGUGAACUGCCUGCUGCUACAGAGAAGACCUACAGCAAGCUGGGCUGAAAAAGGUGAUUCCAAAAAAGUCUGAGCUGAUUUUUCUGUAUUCAAAUAACACUGGUUUUGCUUGGCUCUUUAGAGUGGUCUCACAAUAAAAGGAGUAUCUGCUAAUAACAAAA